Molecule: messenger RNA, 2088 nt
Organism: Myotis daubentonii (Daubenton's bat)
Lineage: Eukaryota; Metazoa; Chordata; Mammalia; Chiroptera; Vespertilionidae
Gene: METTL21A
Product: methyltransferase 21A, HSPA lysine
Cellular component (GO): cytosol; protein-containing complex
Source: RefSeq, a predicted model, not a curated record
ACCUAGGGCCGCGCUCUCCCCGCGAGCGACUGGGAAGCCGCAUGGGUCUCACUGCCAGUCUCCGGAGGUGGGGGUGCGUGCACCGUCCGCCAAAAAGUAGGACCAUGGAGCGGUUCGCGGUCUCAGUGCAGGCGCGGUCCGUGGCUGUCACCAGGGAAAGGAAGCAGAGAGCUGGCACAGCGGAAAUGGCCCUGGUGCCCUAUGAGGAGACCGCGGGAAUGGGGUUGCAGAAAUUCCACAAGCCUCUCGCCACCUUCUCCUUCGCCAACCACACCAUCCAGAUCCGCCAGGACUGGAGGCAACUGGGGGUCGCAGCCGUGGUUUGGGACGCGGCCGUCGUCCUCUCCACGUACCUGGAGAUGGGAGCCGUGGAGCUCAGGGGCCGCUCUGCUGUGGAGCUGGGUGCUGGGACGGGGCUGGUGGGCAUCGUGGCUGCCCUGCUGGGUGCUCAGGUGACUAUCACGGAUCGAAAAGUAGCAUUAGAAUUUCUUAAAUCAAAUGUUGAAGCCAACUUACCUCUGCAUAUUCAACCCAGAGCCGUGGUUAAGGAGCUGACUUGGGGACAGAAUUUGGGGAGCUUUUCACCUGGAGAGUUUGACCUGAUACUUGGAGCUGAUAUCAUAUAUUUAGAAGAAACAUUCACGGACCUUCUGCAAACUUUGGCACAUCUCUGUGGCAGCCACUCCGUGAUUCUUUUAGCUUGCCGAAUCCGCUACGAACGGGACAACAACUUCUUAGCCAUGCUGGAGAGGCAAUUUUCCGUGAGUAAGGUUCACUAUGAUCCUGAAAAAGAUGUACAUGUUUACAAAGCCCAGAAGAGAAACCAGAGGGAGGGCUUAUAGUUGGCUGUAAUUUAUAGGAAUGUUGUCAUUAAAUGUGUCAAUUAAGGUGUUAGCAGGGGGAAUCUAACCAUGUUUAAUGAAAUGGCUUACUGUACAAAAAGUCUAACCAAAGGUUCUCGAGGAACAAACUGCUGUGAUUUUAUAGUCAUAUUUCACUCACUCUGAAACUCUAACAUUAAGAGGAAGUGUGAGCUUUGGUUCAUGUUGUUUCUGUAUCCCAUAUGCUGCCUCCUGAUAAGCAGUUUUCACUGAUACCAUGAAGGGCUGGCGUAUUGGCAUCUUCAAAGCAGUGAGCUUGUUUUGCUUUAGUGAGAGGCUAAGUCAUGCAAAUAACUUUAAACACAUUCUGAGAUAUAUGUUUAGCCCAUUUUUUUCUAAUUUUCUGAAUAUAAAACAAGUUUAACAUAUAUUCCCUGAGCUGUUAAUGCUUUCGAAACCUUUUGUCUGCCAGUUUCAGUCAAAUAAUUUUGGUGGUUUGAGAUUGGGGUGCAAGUUUUCUACAGUCUCAUAGCAUGCUUUUUGAAUUAAUGUCAGAUGUAGGUCUAUGAACAAAGGAAUCAGUAAAAAAUAAUGUUUUAGUUACUUUUGAAAGCAUGUAAAAUCUUGGACCUCCAUGUGCUGUGACUAGGUUAUCAUCUUCAUAAAGCAAAAGCCAUAGCUUUUCCCUUCACCUUUCCCGUUUCUCAAAUGUCUUUGUAGUUCUUUCUUAGGCUUUCCCUGCCUCCUCAUAGUGCAUAGGAUGACAAUGAAAGUUUUAAAUCUCACCCCUGCAUGAGAGUUUAGUCUCCAAGGACAAGUUCCUUUCGUAGAGUACUUGUCAUUGCUUGUUUGGAUUCCCCGGAACACUGUGCGCUUCCUGAGGGCCAGGAAUGCUCUUUUAUUUUGCCUCCCCAGUGUCUAGUAGUAAAUUUGUUGAGUGAAAAAGAUACAUUCCAUUUAGACGAUAUUGAUCUUUGGGUUAAAUGAUUGCAAUGUUGUUUCAUGAUUAUCUUUGAUGAAAGAAGUCGCACACCCAGUAUUGCCCUAGCUGGUUUGGCUCAGUGGAUAGAGCGUUGGCCUGUGGGACUGAAGGGUCCCAGGUUUGAUUCCUAGUCAGGCACAUGCCCAGAGUGUUGGCUCAAUACCCAGUCGGAGGCAUGCUGGAGGCAGCCGAUCAAUGAUUCUCAUAUUUAAUGUUUCUCUCUCUCCCUCCCUUCCUCUUUAAAAUCAAUAAAAAUAUUUAAAAAUAAAGGUGAAUUAAAAGUUC